UGGAUUUCGCUCAGUCGACAUGCGGCAAAUCGGCGAUCGGUUGUUGGUUUCAUGGCGUUGACACGCGGUCUUGCUUCUUUUGCCGCGUUCUUCCUUCGUUGUUUCGACUUCACCGCUACGAGAGCCGAAGUUUUGUUUAUCCUACUUGUCGGCGUUUUGUUUGUUUCUAACGCUGUUCAGGCAGGUCCCGAGAAACCAAACUUUCUGAAGCCGAUCUCCAAUAUAACUGUAGCAGUAGGCAGGGAAGCUAUCUUGGAAUGUUCAGUGCAAAAUUUAAAUUCUUAUAAAGUCGCCUGGCUACGAGUGGAUACUCAAACGAUUCUCACUAUAGAUACUUUUGUCAUCACAAAGAAUCAUCGUAUAGGAGUCACCAAAGUAGAACAAACCACUUGGUAUUUGCAUAUAAAAGACGUACAAGAAUCAGAUAAGGGAUGGUACAUGUGUCAGAUCAAUACAGAUCCAAUGGAAAGUCAGCUGGGAUAUUUAGAUGUUGUGGCCGUUCCUAUUACAGUUCCUCCAGAUAUCCUGGACUAUCCAACUAGUGCAGAUAUGAUCGUUGAUGAAAAUGCAGAUGUAUUCCUACGUUGUGCCGCAACGGGUUCUCCGUUGCCUACUAUAACCUGGAGAAGAGAAGAUAGUCAGCCCAUUAAGCUAAUUAAUGGCUCGGAAGUUUUAGAGAUAACAGGAGAAUUCUUAAACAUGACGAAAGUAAAUAGAGAUCAAAUGGGAACCUACAUGUGCAUAGCAUCCAAUCGGGUACCACCAUCUGUCAGCAAGAGGAUAUCUCUAUUAGUACAAUUUCCUCCAUCUGUCUGGAUUCAGUAUCAAUUAAUCGGAGCGUAUCAGGGACAGCGAGUUACACUCGAAUGUCAUUCUCAGGCUUUUCCUAAAUCGAUUAAUUAUUGGGCUAAGAAUAGUGGAGAAAUCAUUCCGCACAGCACGAAAUUUGUACCGGAGAUCAUCGGAGAAAACUACAAAGUGCACAUGAAGUUGACCAUUAACUAUUUGGGUGAGCAAGAUUUUGGUAUAUAUAAGUGUAUUGCGAAAAAUCCGUUAGGAGAAAUGGAGGGAUCCGUAAAUGUCUAUAAAAUUCCACAUCCAAAUUUGGCAGCACCUUCAAAGGAUAAAAGUGGGCUUCAUGACAAGUUGGAUCAAGGAAAUCAGCAAUGGCCCGAUACCUCCCAAAAAGUGACAAUGAAGAUUCCUCUACAAGAAGACAUGAACACAAGUCAGGCCAGCAAAUCAAGACCAACUGAUUGUAUAACUUUUUAUAAUAUUAUUUCACUUUUUAUUUUAUAUCGUUUAUUUUUUUGUAGUUUUACAUAAGUAUUAAUCUAUAGUUCUAGUAUUUUAUUAACUUGAAUAUUUUUUAAAAAUAUUAGAUUACCUGGUUUGAAUCUGGUGGUGACUUUUUGUUUUUAUGGCGAAGAAAUUAAAUAUGGCUGAGUAAACACAUCAAAAGAGCUCCUUUCUGAACCUCUAUAUAUACAUAUAGUAUAAAUACUAUUUAUAUGCUUAUAACUUUUUUAUAUACAUACGUAAAUGUGUUUUUAAAUUAAGUUUUAUAUGAUAUAUUAAUUCAAUAGUUUAUCCUAAUUUUUAUUUAAUUAUAUAAUAAAAUUACAGUAAACAAGUCUACGAGCAUAUUAAAUAAAAAAUAUCAAAUUUU
Molecule: messenger RNA, 1669 nt
Organism: Anthonomus grandis grandis
Lineage: Eukaryota; Metazoa; Arthropoda; Insecta; Coleoptera; Curculionidae
Product: neurotrimin-like
Exons: 10
Coding region: 52-1326 (424 amino acids)
Cellular component (GO): neuron projection
Source: RefSeq, a predicted model, not a curated record